Molecule: messenger RNA, 7416 nt
Organism: Colletotrichum lupini
Lineage: Eukaryota; Fungi; Ascomycota; Sordariomycetes; Glomerellales; Glomerellaceae
Product: AMP-binding enzyme
Exons: 7
Coding region: 1-7416 (2471 amino acids)
Biological process (GO): amino acid activation for nonribosomal peptide biosynthetic process; secondary metabolite biosynthetic process
Cellular component (GO): cytoplasm
Molecular function (GO): catalytic activity; phosphopantetheine binding
Source: RefSeq, a predicted model, not a curated record
AUGCAUUUGCGAGACAGCGAAGGCGGCGGAACCGCCUACCAAGAAACAGGCCUCACUGACGGCGCAACGAACGGCUUGACCAACGGCAACAAUACCGUGAACCCCUCUUCAACGAGGACCGUCGUCGUGACAUCGCGGGCCGAAUCCACCACCACCACCGCCGGUGUAAGCGACUUUAGACAUGAGCUCCUUCUUGCAUGGCUGCUCGUCCUCCACCGCAACAACGACGACGGCCUGAGCAAGGUGAACUGGGGAUUCAGAACAAAGGACGGCCAGGAACCGUCGUCGGCGACACACAACAGCCUGAGCCUGAGCGAGGCGCCGUUCAAGAACAGCGACUCGAUAGCAGAGGCCUUGGAGGUCAUCAAGGACCUCGGCGAGAGCGGUCUCGAGAGUGAAACGCAGACCAUCCCGGUGAUAUACUUUAACAAUGGAGCACCCAAACCUCAGGGCAACUCUGAGAAGGCUCCCUCCAAGAGAUCACAAGACUGGACAUACCAGAUCGAGGCGACGCUCAACGAGAACCAGCUGGUGAUCAAGGCCCAAUGGGACCGGGCCGUCCUCUCCUACCGCCACGCCAUCUUCCAGCUCGAUUCCUUCAUCGAGAUCCUCACCACUGUCCUCGAGAAGCCCUACCGUCAGGUCUCGGACACAAUCGGCCCCACCGCAAAGGACCUCGAGCAGCUCUGGACAUGGAACGCCGAGCUGCCCGAGAACAUGCAAAAGUGCAUGCAGGACAUCAUCUCCGAGGUCGCGGCCAAGGGACCCGAAAGGCCGGCUGUCGAGUCCUGGGACGGUAACUUCUCCUACGGCGACGUCGACCGCCUCUCCACCCGCCUCGCGCGCCACCUCGUCGCCCGCGGCGUCACCGUCGGCUCCACGGUGCCAAUGUGCUUCGAAAAGUCCCGCUGGACCACCGUCGCCCUCCUGGCCGUCAUGAAAGCCGGCGCCGCCUUCGCCCUCACGGACCCGUCCCAGCCCGAGGCCCGCCUCCGCACCAUCGUCGAGCAGACCGGCGCCACCAUCAUCGUCACCUCCCAGAACCAGAGCGACCUCGGCCGGCGCAUCGCGCCCGAGCAGACCCUCGUCAUCGCCUCGGACGACACCCUCAACAAUGAUACCCUCGAGCUCGCCGCCGAGCUGCCCGUCGUCCCGCCCUCGUCCCCGCUCUACAUCCAGUUCACCUCCGGCAGCACGGGCAAGCCAAAGGGCGUCAUGAUCUCCCACGAAAACUUCACCAGCGGCGCCGUGCCCCGCGGCUGGGAGGUCGGCUACCGCGCCCACUCGCGCUGCUUCGACUUCGCCUCGUACGCCUUUGACGUCAGCAUCGAUUGCAUGCUCUGCACGCUCGCCGCCGCCGGCUGCCUCUGCAUCGCCUCGGACGAGGACCGCAUGAACGACCUCAGCGGCGCCAUCCGCAACUCAAAGUGCAACAUGGCGCACAUGACCCCCUCUGUCGCCCGCGUCCUCGACGCGGACGUCAUCCCUUCCCUCGAGGUCCUCGGUCUCGGAGGUGAAGCCGUUUCUGCGGGUGACGCCUCGACGUGGAGCAAGACCACGAGCGUCAUCAUCGCCUACGGACCCUCAGAGUGCACCGUCGGCUGCACAAUCAACGGCAACGUCAGCAGCACCUCAACCAACAUCGGCAAGGGCACCGGCGGCCUCACAUGGAUCGUCGACCCGGACGACCACGAGCGCCUCAUGCCCGUCGGCGCCGUCGGCGAGCUCCUCAUCGAGGGCCCCGUCGUUGGCAUGGGCUACCUCAACGACAAGGCCAAGACGGACGAGGUCUUCAUCGAGGACCCGGCCUGGCUGCUCGCCGGCGGCGGCCCCGCCCGCGGCAGACACGGACGCCUGUACAAGACGGGCGACCUGGUCCGCUACGACCCGGAUGGCACGGGUUCCAUUGCCUUCGUCGGCCGCAAGGACCAGCAGGUCAAGCUCCGCGGUCAACGCAUCGAGCUGGCCGAGGUCGAGCACCACCUCCGGGGCAAGAUGCCCUCGGGCGUCAAGAUUGUCGCCGAGGUCAUCAAGCCCGGCGGCAGCGAGCCCACGCUCGUCGCCUUUGUCGUCGAGCAGAACCCCGUUGACGGCCCUGCAGAUGCCGAGGUCGGCGACGUCACCACCUUCUCCCCCGAGUUCAGCCAGGCCAUCGCCGAGAUCGACAUUGCCCUCGGCGCCGAGAUCCCCCGCUACAUGGUCCCCUCGGCCUACAUCCCCCUCCGCAAGAUGCCCUCCCUGGUCUCGGGGAAGAUCGACCGCAAGCGCCUGCGCGAGCUCGGAGGUUCCAUGUCCCGCGAGCAGGUCGCCCGCCUGCGCGUCGCGCCCACCGAGAAAUCGGAGCCUGAGACGGAGAUGGAGAAGGCGCUGCAGCAGGUCUGGAUCAAGAUUCUGGGCAGCGAGUCCGCCGCCGCCAUCGGUCUGCACGAUAGCUUCUUCGCUCUCGGCGGUGACUCCCUGCGCGCGAUGAAGCUCGUCGCUGCCGCGAGAGAGGACGGCAUCGCUCUGACUGUCGCAACCAUCUUCAACUUCCCCACGCUCAAGGCCAUGGCUGAGAACGCGACCAAGGUGUCCAAGGAAGACGACGCCGCCGUCGCGCCCUUCUCCCUCCUCGAGGAAGGAUGGACCCCCGAGGAGGCCCGCGCCGAGUCCGCCAAGCUCUGCGGUAUCGACGAGUCCGCCAUCGAGGACAUUUACCCCUGCACGCCCCUCCAAGAGGGUCUCAUGGCUCUGUCGGCCAAGGUCACCUCGGCGUACGUCGCGCAGAGAGUCGUCGACCUCGCGGACGCGGCGACAGCAGACAAGCUCCGCAACGCCUUCGACGUCGCCGCCGCGGACUGCGCCAUCCUCCGCACGAGAAUCGUCCAGGUGCCGGGCCGCGGCCUCGCCCAGGUCGUCGUCAAGGAAGACAUCGCCUGGCACAUUGGCGACGACCUCCAGGGCUACCUCGUCAAGGACCGCGAGGAGGGCAUGGACCUUGGCAGACCCCUCGUCCGCUACGCCCUCGUCACGGACAACGCGUCGGGCAAGGUGCAGUUCGUGCUGACGAUGCACCACGCCCUGUACGACGGCUGGUGCAUGCCCCUCAUCGUCGACAAGGUCAACAAGGCCUUUGACGGAGAGAAGGUCCAGCGCCCGGCCGAGUUCAAGGACUUCAUCAAGUACCUCGGCAGCAUGGACCGCAGCGCCGCCGAGACAUACUGGCGCGAACAGCUCCAGGGUGCCGCUGCCACUACGCAGUUCCCCGCGCUGCCGUACGAGGGCUACCAGACGCAGGCCGACUCUCUUCUGGAGGUCUACGUGCCCCUGAACGGCAGACCUGCCUCCAACACCACCGUCGCCACCGUGAUUCGCGGUGCCUGGGCCUACGCGGCAUCCCACUACGCCUCAUCCAACGAUGUCAUCUUUGGCGAGACCCUCACCGGCCGCAACGCGCCCAUCAGAGGAUCCGAUGAAAUCGAGGGUCCCAUGAUCACGACCGUCCCCUUCCGCACCCAGGUCAACGCCGAGACGCUCGUCAGCGACUACCUCCAAGACAUCCAAGACCAGACCAUCCAACAGAUCCCUUACGAGCACACCGGUCUCCAGCACAUCCGCCGUCUCAGCCCGGAUGCCCUCGAGGCCUGCGAGCUGAGAACCGGUCUCGUGCUGCACCCGAGCGCCGACGACUUUGAUCAGGAAGAGUUCAACAAGUACCCCGCCAACCGCCUCGUCCCCGCCGGCGACGCGGAAGCCGCGGAAGAAGCUCUCAAGUUCAACACCUACGCCCUCAUGCUCGUCUGCUCGACGGACCCCAAGGGCUUCUUGGUGAUGGCCUCGUUCGACUCAAAGACUGUUCAGAAGCCUCUCAUGGAGAAGGCACUCGCUCAGUUCUCUCAAGUGGCGCAGAAGCUUUGCCAGCUUACCGACACGCCACUUGGCGACAUCGCGUACCUGACUGAGGAGGACAAGACCGAGGUCGCUCGCUUGAGCACCGAGAGCGUCAAGAGCGUUCAGAAGGAGUACCCGGAGGCCGAGGCGGUGUACAUUGUUAACCCAACCGACUCUGCGCUUCUGGCACCUCUUGGAGUUGUUGGUGAAUUGGUGGUCGUUAGCAAGUCCGACUUGUCUCUCUCCACGCUGGAGAACCCUUCGUGGACCGAGAACAAGGAGGCUGGCAAAUUCUACAAGACGGAGCGCCUCGCCAAAUUCAACGCAGAUGGAUCUGUCGAGAUCACCGGCAAGACGAGCGAUCUGGUCCAAAAGGCCAGCACUGCUACCAAGGCGCCUACUAAGCGCAUCUCUGCCACAUCCGCCAAGCAGCGUCGUCUGCGAACUCUCUGGAGCCGUGUACUCAGGCUCCCCGAGAGCGAUAUCGGCCUCAACGACAGCUUCUUCCGUCUUGGUGGAGAUUCCAUCGGUGCUAUGAAGCUCGUCUCCGAGGCCCGCUUGGCUGGCCUCACACUUACCGUCAACCAGGUCUUCACGAAGAGGACGCUGUACGACAUGGCCAGCGUCCUGCAGGACUCUGAGCCCACUCAGGACUCUCAAGAGUCCCUGAAGCCUCUCGUUCCCUUUGAGCUGGUUGAGAACCUCGGCGAUGCUCCGGCAGAAACCCUCCGUCCCCUUCUCGCCGACCCAUCAUGGAAGAUUGUCGACGCCUUCCCCGCAAGACCGUUGCAGGAGGUCGCCGUCAAGGGUACGAUUGAGAUUCCUCGCUUCUCUGCUCGUUACGAGGCCAUGUACUUCGAGAGCGACGUCGACCGCCCCCGCCUCUUCCAGAGCUGCCAAGAGCUUGUCACUCUCAACGAGGUGUUGCGAUCAGUCUUUGUCAAGCACAAUGGCGUUUGCCUGAGCGUCAUCCUCGAAGACGUCAAGACCCCCGUCGUCGAGUAUGAGAUCGACAGCGACGUUGAGACCUUUGUCAAGGACCUCUGCAACAUGGACGUCCAGACCCGGAUGCCACUUGGCUCCAUCUUUGUCAAGUGGUUCUUCGUCCACAGCAGCAAUGGCCAGUCCGCUCUGGUGUUCCGCGUCUCGCACGCUCAGUACGAUGAGAUUUGCCUUCCCAUCAUGCUGCACCAGCUUUCAGCUCUGCACGAGGGCAAGCCCGUUCCCAAGGCUCUCCCCUUCUCCUCCUUCGUCGGCCACGUUGUCAAGUCCAACAUCCCCCAGAGCGUCGACUACUGGAAGGAGCUCCUCCAAGGAUCCUCCGUCAAUGUUCUGAAGCCCGAUACCCCCGUGACGGAGAGACAGCACUACGCCAUCGACAGGACGUUCGACAUCUCAACCCGCUCCAAGGACGUCACCAUCGCCACCCUCCCCACCGCAGCCUGGGCCCUUACCCUCGCCCGCCUGCAGAGCACGCGCGACGUCACCUUUGGCGAAGUUGUCAGCGGCCGCAACAUCGACUUCCCCAACGCCGACAUGGUUGUCGGCCCCUGCUGGCAAUACGUGCCCGUGCGCGUCAAGUUCGAGGACGACUGGACGGUCCUCGACCUCCUCAACCUCGUGCAGAACCAGCACAUUGCCAGCUCGGCGCACGAGGGUAUCGGCCUGCCCGAGAUUGCCAAGCUGUGCACCGACUGGCCCGCCUCGGUGGACUGGUUCGACACGGUGGUGCACCAGGACGUCGAGCACGUCGAGAGCCUCGGUUUCGAGACGGCGAGCAGUCGCAUGGAGACGAUCUACCCGCAGCAGGAGCCACUUCGCGAGUGGAAGAUCCAGGCGUUCCCCCAGGGCGACAAGUUGACGAUUGAGAUUGUCACCUUCGAGUCGUGGAAGGGUCAUGCUGCCGAGCUUCUUGAUAAGAUUGAGGAGACGUUCAAGAUUCUGCUUGGUAACCCCAGGUCGCUGUUGUUUGAGCAGCAAUUCUCCGAUUGGACGAGGGGCUUUGCAAUUGGUUUGGAAAAUGCUGUGAACGAUUUCAUGUUGUUUUGUUGCUCUUUGGAGUUUGGUUGUUUCAAUACACACAUCAUACCAUACCAUACCUUGCGACCCCUCCUCGCUGCUUCUCUGGUUCGCCCAACUUCCUUGCAAGUUGGCGGAAAGUGGCUUGCUUCCCCAUCCUAUCACCUUCUCGUCUCCAGGUUCAAACCUCCACCGCCCUUCAGACUUGUUGUCUUCUCGUUAAAGCAGCGAGAGACUGUCAGGAGGCUCUUCUCGAACUCCUAUCACAGCCUGAUUUUCUCUCGCUGCUUCAACGCACCCCAGCAAUCAACCAACGCCACAAUGUCUGACAACGUCAAUUGGCUUACCGACAGCAAGUUCCUCGCCGAGCUCGAUGCCGGGGACAACGCCGAUGACACCAGCUUUAUGGAUCUCCUUGAUCCUACUCGUUACUACGACUUCGGCCACGUCGACGAUGGCGCUCUUGGCGCUGCGGACCCCCUGGAUCCGUUGCAAAAACAAGGCGCGCACAACUCGAUUUGGCCCGCAGAUGAGAUUAUGCGUCAUUGCAAUCCGGAUGACGGCAACGAUUUGACAUUGUCAUUGGCCAGCGCUUCAAUCCAAAAUGGUUCGAAGGCCCUGGAGACAGCUUCUACUGCUUCAGUCGAGAGGACCGCAGACCCGACUUGUGCAGAGUGCGGCAAACAGUGUGAGUUUGACUCACUCGUACACUGGCAUGCUAAGGAGAACAAUCACAAGGCAUAUUUGUGCCCAGUCCAAGGGUGUGGUAAGGGAUUCACGGCGAAAGGAGAACGGGACGACCAUCGGCGCCAACACGUUGACGGCCAUAAGCGGAUUGAGAAGGGGCAUCCGCUUGCCUGUGUGGAGUGUUCUAUGGAGUUCAAGAACAAGUCUAAACUCCAAGAGCACGCCAACGGAGCACAGCACAACCCCUUUGCUUGUUCCUGUGGCAAACACUUCGCUCGACUUGAUGUUCUCAACCGACAUCUUGACUCCAUGGGGACCGACCUGCCGAAAUUCCCCUGCCAGUUCUGCAAAAGUCACCGCGGGGAGAACGGGUUUCGGAGAAGAGAUCAUUUUCUACAACAUGUGCGGGGCUACCACAAGUUCGAGGCUGAGGGAAAGAUCGAAGAUAUCAUGCCUAGCCGGCGGGGGAAAUAUCAGACACCUCCGGUCUGUCACUUCACGGAUUGCCCGCACCACCGGGACAGCAAGUUCAAAUCACUCAGUCGCGAAGAGCAAAACCGCUCCAAGCCAUUCGAAACACAAUCGGACUAUACGAAGCACAUGAAAAACGCCCACGACUUCACACAAUACCCCUGUACGGCGAGAGGAUGCAGCAAGACUGGCGCCAAGGGUUACGCGAGGGAGAAAGAUCUCAUCAAGCACACAAAGAAGGACCAUUCUGAGACGGAAACAUACGUUCCAGCAACGCGAAACAUCAGGAUUACUUGCCAGGAGUGUGGUGCCAGCCUGGGACCGAACAGCAUGCGCUACCACCGAUGUAAAGAUUCACGGCUUUGUUAG